AUGGGCAACGAGGCUUCUUUGCAUUUGCAGAUUAAUCCUGUGGCAAAAGAACCUUCCUUGCGUCUUUCCUCGCCGCAUGAAAACAUCAUUAUCACGCCUCCUAGAGUAGGGGACGAUGAACAUCUCGUUCUUUUCAGUGACAUCAGGAUAGCGACUUGGCUUUAUCCUAUAUCGAUCCCGUUCACGCGGGCCCAUGCCCAGGCUAUGCUUCGAGAAGCAAAAGAUGAAGCAGACGCCUUGUUGAACACGAUAUGCAGCCCCAACACAGGGCAUACGAAUAGCCAUCCCAGGUUUGUUGGUGGUUGCCCUGCCAAGUGCAUCAGGGAAGUUCGGAAUGAUGGCACGGAUGUAUUCGUAGGGUAUAUCACAGUGCACAGGGGGGUAUAUGUGGACGUGCCGGAUGAGACCAAACGCCGAACUAUCACAGAGGAGAACGAGAAGAAGCCAAUUGAUGACCCGUCUAUUCGAUGGUCUAUUCGAAUUCCCAGAAUGAAUGGACGGUAUAUCGCCGCGUUCACGUUUGCAGGUAAUAUUGGCGGUGAACGCGUUCUUGAAAAGAAUGGAUUCGUUAAAGUGGCGGUAUUUGAGAAGAUGGUAAGAGGAGAGGGGACGAAGGUCAACCACAUGGAAUGGAAGAUGCAGAUUGCUUGA
Messenger RNA from Pisolithus orientalis, 651 nucleotides. RefSeq lists its product as uncharacterized. NCBI's taxonomy places the organism in Eukaryota, Fungi, Basidiomycota, Agaricomycetes, Boletales, Pisolithaceae. The record is from RefSeq and is a predicted model, not a curated record. The coding region runs from base 1 to 651 and encodes 216 amino acids. The transcript has 2 exons.